Molecule: messenger RNA, 1200 nt
Organism: Pipistrellus nathusii (Nathusius's pipistrelle)
Lineage: Eukaryota; Metazoa; Chordata; Mammalia; Chiroptera; Vespertilionidae
Source: the annotation of a GenBank genome assembly
AUGGGAAGAAAGAUUAUUUUGCUCCUGUUGGUGGGCAUUUUCACGGCAUAUUAUGUUUAUACACCUCUCCCAGAUAAUAUUGAGGAGCAAUGGAAAAUAAUUGGGUUCACCCUCAUAUUUAAAACUAUAACAAAUGUGGCCCUGGUUGGUGAACUCCUGGGAAUCAACCAUUUCAUGAGCACUGUAGUGUUUUUCAUGAGCUUUCAAGAUGUCCCACCCACAUCUGAUGAAACUGUUACUGUGAUGGACACAACUUUCAGCAAUGUUCCUGUCCGAGUAUACAUACCAAAGCGCAAGUCAGAGGCGCUACGAAGGGGCUUAUUUUAUAUUCAUGGAGGCGGUUGGUGCUUGGGAAGUGCUACUUCUUCUUAUUAUGAUACAUUGUCAAGACGAACAGCUGAUAGACUUGAUGCUGUUGUCAUUUCAACCAACUAUAGACUAGCACCUAAAUACCACUUUCCAAAUCAAUUUGAAGAUGUGUAUAAUGCAUUAAAGUGGUUCUUACGCCAAGAUAUUCUUAAAGGCUAUGGUGUAGAUCCCAAAAGAAUUGGUAUUUCUGGAGACAGUGCUGGAGGAAAUUUAGCUGCAGCAGUGACUCAACAGCUCAUAGAUGAUCCAGCUGUCGAGAUCAAACUCAAGAUCCAGUCUUUAAUUUAUCCUGCCCUUCAGAGUCUUGAUAUGGAUUUACCAUCUUAUCGGGAAAACGCACAUUUUUCAACUCUGCCCAGAUCACUCAUGGUGAGGUUUUGGAGUGAAUACAUUACCACAGAUAGAUCACUUGAAAAAGCGAUGCUUGUCAAUCAACAUGUACCAGUGGAAUCAAGCUACCUCUUCAAAUUUGUUAAUUGGAGUUCUUUGCUCCCAGAGAAUUUUAAGAAAGGGCACUUUUAUAGCAAUCCAACUCAUGGUCCUUCUGAGCUAGCUAGAAAGUAUUCAGGGUUUCUAGAUGUGAGGGCAGCCCCCUUAUUAGCUGAUGACAACAAGUUGCAUAGCUUACCUUUGACCUAUGUAAUCACUUGUCAAUAUGAUGUUUUAAGAGAUGAUGGAAUCAUGUAUGUCACCCGACUUCGGGAUGCUGGAGUUCGGGUGACCCAUAACCAUGUUGAGGAUGGAUUCCAUGGAAUAGUUACCCUUCCUAUAUUUAAAAUUGGACAAAGAGUAGAAAAUCAGUAUCUGAGUUGGCUAAGUGAAAAUCUAUAG